CGGGGGCUGCUCCGGCCCUGCAGCCCGCGGGGCAGCGCGGCCCCCCCAGCAGCGCGUCCGGCCCCCCCGCGGGCCCGGGGAGAAGCCGCCGACGCCGAGGAGCAGCGGCGAAGCCAGGAGCUGCUGGAGCAGGCGGCAGCCGAGAGGCGGCAGCUCGUCCGGGAGUGGCGGGAGCUGCGAGGGUUUCUGGAGGAGCAGGAGCAGCGGCUGCUGGCCCGGCUGGAGGAGCUGGAGGGAGCCAUUGUCCAGCGACGGGACGCGGGCGGCUGCAGCCUGUCCCGGGAGAUGUCCCUGCUCGGCGACAGGGGAGGAGACGAGGGGCAGCGGCCGCCGAGCCCCCCCCUGCAGGGUGCCGGGAGCACUGGCAGCAGGGAGGACGGGGCGUUUCGGAAGCCGGAGCCGGGGUUUGCGGCGCUGGAGAAGAGACUCGGCGAUUUCUCCCUGCAACGCGCCCGCCUGCAGCAGGUGCUGCUGGGAUUCAGAGAGACGCUGCGACGGGAGCUGGGGAGCGACACAGGCUGUAGAAUAACACCCACGUUCGGGGCCAGAUCGCCUCCUCCUCCCAGGAGGAAGGGAAGGGAAAUGGCUGCGGAAGAGGCGGCUCAGGGGCCGGUGACCUUCGAGGAGGUGGCUGUGUAUUUCACCAGGGAAGAGUGGGCUCUGCUGGACCCCGCUCAGAGAGCCCUCUACAGGGAUGUCAUGCAGGAGAACUACGAGAACGUGACCUCGCUGGGGUUUCCAGUUUCCAAACCUGAUGUUAUCUCGCAGCUGGAACGAGGGGAAGAGGAGAAACCCCAGCAGGAAGAUGCUGAGCAAGGAGAACCACAUGGAAUGUUAUCAGGAAGAUCCAAAGGGAAUGUUUAUGGGAGUUGUGGACUCCGAGAAAAAGCCAAAGCCUGUGAGACUCAGCAGAUGCCAGAGGAAAACUUCAGUAGCCACUCAGACCUUAUAACCCGCGACAGAAUCCACUUGGAAGGGAGACGCUACACAUGCCAUGAGUGUGGGAAAAGCUUCAAUCGGAGCUCAGACCUUCUCGUACAUCGUAGAAUCCACACAGGAGAGACGCCCUACACGUGCUCUGAGUGCGGGAAAAGCUUUAAUCACAAUUUUACCCUGACCAGACAUCGGAGAAUCCACACGGGUGAGAAACCUUAUGGAUGCUCUGAGUGCGGGAAAAGCUUCAGUUGGCGUUCAAACCUUAUCACACAUCGUAGAACCCACACGGGGGAGAAGCCCUACACAUGCGCUGAGUGCGGGAAAAGCUUCAGUCAGCGCUCAAGCUUUAUCACACAUCAGAGAAUCCACACGGGGGAAAAGCCCUACACUUGCUUUGAGUGCGGGAAAUGCUUUAAUGAAAGCUCUACCCUGAGCAAACAUCACAGAGUCCACACGGGUGAGAAACCUUAUGGAUGCGCUGAGUGCGGGAAGAGCUUUAGUCAACGUUCAGACCUUAUCAAACAUCAGAGACUCCACACAGGGGAGACGCCCUACACAUGCCCUGAGUGCGGGAAAAGCUGUAAUCACAGCUCUGCCCUGCGCAAACAUCGGAGAGUCCACACGGGUGAGAAACCUUAUGGAUGCGCUGAGUGCGGGAAAAGCUUCAGAGAGCGUUCAGACCUUAUCAGACAUCAGAGACUUCACACAAGAGAGACGCCCUACACAUGCGCUGAGUGCGGGAAACGCUUCAAUAAGUGCUCACACCUUAUCAGACAUCAGAGAAUCCACACAGGAGAGACGCCCUACACGUGCUCUGAGUGCGGGAAAAGCUUUAAGCACAGCUCUGCCCUGAGCAGACAUCAGACAAUCCACACAGGGGGGAAGCCCUACACGUGCUCUGAGUGUGGGAAAAUCUUUGGUCAUCACUCAACCCUUAUCACACAUCAGAGAAUCCACACAGGGGAGACGCCCUACAUGUGCUCUGAGUGCGGGAAACGCUUUAAUGACAGCUCUACCCUGACCAGACAUCGGAGAAUCCACACGGGUGAGAAACCUUAUGGAUGCUCUGAGUGCGGGAAAAGCUUCAGAGAGCGUUCACAGCUUAUCAGACACCAGAGACUUCACACAGGAGAGACGCCCUACACAUGCGCUGAGUGUGGGAAAAGCUUUAAGCACAGCUCUACCCUGAGGAAACAUCAGAGAAUCCACACGGGUGAGAAACCUUAUGGAUGCACUGAGUGCGGGAAAAGCUUCCGUCAGCGUUCAUACCUUAUCACACAUCAGAGACUCCACACAGGGGAGACGCCGUACAUGUGCUCUGAGUGCGGGAAAAUCUUCAGUCGGCGUUCACACCUUAUCACACAUCAGAGACUCCACACAGGAGAAAAGCCCUACACGUGCUCUGAGUGCGGGAAAAGCUUUAAUCAGAGCUCUACCCUGAGCAGACAUAGGAGAAUCCACACGGGUGAGAAACCUUAUGGAUGUUCUGAGUGCGGGAAAAGCUUCAAAAAGAGCUCACACCUUAUUAGACAUCGCAAAAUCCACGUUGGAGAACUGUUACAAAUGCCUUGAUUAGGGCUGCGAAAAAAAAAAUAUAUAUAUAUAUAUAUUUAUUUUAAUCACAUUUGCUAAUUCUCACCUAGUGAUCGGUGCACCAUCUUCACUGUGGUCUCUCAAC
Molecule: messenger RNA, 2614 nt
Organism: Mauremys mutica (yellowpond turtle)
Lineage: Eukaryota; Metazoa; Chordata; Testudines; Geoemydidae
Product: zinc finger protein 271-like
Exons: 10
Coding region: 286-2508 (740 amino acids)
Biological process (GO): regulation of DNA-templated transcription
Source: RefSeq, a predicted model, not a curated record